Molecule: messenger RNA, 340 nt
Organism: Staurois parvus
Lineage: Eukaryota; Metazoa; Chordata; Amphibia; Anura; Ranidae
Source: the annotation of a GenBank genome assembly
GUGGGCACAGGUGGGUGGCACUGGUGGGCACAGGUGGGUGGGCACAGGUGGGUGGCACUGCUGGGCACAGGUGGGUGGCACUGCUGGGCACAGGUGUGUGAAAUUGCAGAGUGGCACAGGUGGGUGCACUGCUGGGCACAGGUGGGUGAUCUGCUGGGCACAGGUGGGCGGAACUUGCGGGUGACUUGCGGCACUGCUGGGCACCGAUCAUCAGGGCACUGAUCAUCAGUGCCCUGAUGAUCGGUGCCGAUCCCCGCUCUGACAACUGCCGGUUCUCGGCAGUACUUUCCUCACGAUCUGACAGCGUGAGGAAAGUGCAGCCGAGAACCGGCACUUGCAU